Molecule: messenger RNA, 2648 nt
Organism: Monomorium pharaonis (pharaoh ant)
Lineage: Eukaryota; Metazoa; Arthropoda; Insecta; Hymenoptera; Formicidae
Exons: 6
Coding region: 796-2364 (522 amino acids)
Source: RefSeq, a predicted model, not a curated record
AAGUUAAUUCUGAAAAGCAUUGUUUAUGUAUUAAAUUAGAAUGUAAUUUUUUAAAUUACUUUUUUAGAUUACUCGAAAUAACAAUUACAACAGGGUUCAUCAAACAAAUUUAAUAUUUUAUUUGUAAGUUAAAUUGAUUUAAAUAACAAAGGACUGCUUUUUAUAUAAGCAUGCGUAUUUUUUUACAAUUUUUUAAUAUAAAUUUUUAAGUUAGAAAAAAGAUAUAUAUGACAAUUUAAAUUACAAAGUUUGUUCGAAAAAUAACCAGUUGAAAUUAAAACCUGACGUUUAAAAUUAAUAGAGUUAAUUUUAUUUUAACUUUAAUUUUUUUUUUAUUGCUUUCUUAAAGCAUUAAUCUCAUCGAAAUCUCGAACAAACACCUUGCACCUUCCCUAAAACAGACUGCAUUUGGUUUCCGCUGCAACUUCAGUUCGUAGGUAAGAUUGCCGCGUGUCUUCGAAUCUUUGCUGCAAUAUUGCUGCGAAUAUCCCGUCUUUCCGUAACCGUCUACACGGAACAUUACGUGUUUUGCGAUCGGCAAGACAUUGUCGCGAUAACGGCAAUUUCGUAAGAUCGCAUCGCGCGUUCCGAAAGCUUCUCCCAGUCCGCGAUCGCACGCGAUCGUCCGACGACCCGAAGGAUCGAACAAAAAAAAAAUCGCGUCGCGCGCGACGUUUGCCCGAGAGACGACCGGACCUACGUUCGGCACGUCCCGGGGACGUCCUUCAUCCUGGACAUUGCGUCCUCGAAAAUAUGGCAAUGUGAUCGUUGCGAUUGUUAGCUGCCGUUUUUACCAUGGACAUGAGCGUUGGGGAUAUCGACGACGUGUCCUUCCGCCUGGGGGAGAUGUUUGACAGCUACGAGGAGCUGGAACAGAAGCUAGAUAGAGUCUCAAGGCAUAGCCUGGUGCAUUACUGGAGGCGAGACAGCCGAACAGUAAGCGGGGCUCAUAUGAAGACUGCGCGGCCCAUCAGUGAGCGAUUGAAGUAUUAUUCUGUCAAGUAUGCAUGUAUCUAUGGUGGCCAGAAGUUUCUCCCACGUGGCGCUGGCAGGAGACAAUCUCAGUCCAUACGAACAAAUUGUCCUGCUCACAUUAUGGUCAGAGCAUCUAAAGAUGGUACCAAGCUGGAAGUGACUAGUGUCAAUAAUGAACAUAAUCACGAAAUUUCAGAGGAUCUAUUUAAGAAACUUCCUCAAGAGAGAAAACUUUGCGGUGAAAUUAAAGAAGAAGUUCAAGAUCUCAUGCAACUACAUAUUGAUCGUAAGAGAUUGAAAGAGUACGUGCGAUUACGCACCAAUAAGGUACUUCGGUCCAAAGACCUGUUCAAUAUAGCAGCAGCUAAUAAGCAGAAAAAAGAAAUCUCAAUAGAACGAGCAUAUCACUUAUUUGAAAAGAUUCGUAAUAUCGAAAAGAUGCAGUCAAGAGGUGAUAAUAAAAAAAUGUAUUCCGAGUCAGAGGACGAGAUGGCACAGACCAUAAAAAGAAUGAAGAAGGAGCAGGAUUCUACCUGGAAUCAAGAUGGAUUGUCGACGGAGUUGGAAGCGAGCGAGGGAAACGACGGCGAAGACUCUUACAGUGGUCAACUGACGCAGGAGGAGGUAGUCGACGAGAUUGACACGAAUGAGGGCGAAUUGUUGACAGCGAACAAUGAGGGCGACAUAAUAGCGGCCGACGGAGAAAUAGUAGGCGAGCUGGUAAUGGAAAACGGUGAUCCGUCGGUGAUAGUCGAAUCUAUCGUUAACGCAGACGGUUCCGUUUUCGUCGACGAUCGAGAAUUCAACUACUGUAACAAUCACUUGUCGCAUACAGUAGAUGACAGCCAAUCGCCGCAGCCACGUGUUCUAGACAUAGAACCUAUUACUUCCACCACUACUAUCGAAAAUAUCACGAAAGAAACGUCUGCUUCGUCCAAUGAUAAAAUCGAUCCUUUGGCGCUUCAUCAAUCACCGAAGUCAUCUGGUAGCUUCCAAGGGACAGAUUCAAGAAUUUGGAUCAUGAAGGAGGGCACUUCCAUGGAAACGGAUAGCGGGCCCGAAAGUGAAACGAACGUGACGACCAAGCCAGUCUCAACGAUGAAAACACCGGACGCGGAAACACCCGAGGCUGUACUUUCAGACGAGACGAGUCAUCAACUGCUUCAAGAACAGUUAGCAGUACUUCGCGCCGAGAAAGGGAAGCUGUAUCACGAGACAGAAAUGCUGAAACUGAAGAAGGACAAGCUGAAACUGCAGAUCAAUUGCUACUCAAACGAAAUAAAGAAGCAGGAGAUGGAAAGAGAAAAGUUGAGGCUGGAGAUCAAGUUGCUUCAGUCCAAAGUCAUGGAAGACACUAACGAUGUUUCUCAUUACAUCUUUGUGCCCUGAACUCUCUGAUUGUUAUAAAGUGACUGUAAAUAAUGUCUUAGAUUGUUCAACUAAACUCGUUUUCAUGUGACUACUGGAAAUCAGUUGUACAUAAUCUAUACAGAUAUAUAUUAGUUGAUUAUUGAAAUGGAUCUGUUAUAAACUUGUGUUGGAAGCAGAAAAGAAGUUUGUUUAUAAUUUUGAGAGAGAGAGAGAGAGAGAGAGAGAGAAUUUUUCAUUGAUUGUAAAGCAUGUGAUAAUGUAAAAUUUUAUAGAAAUACUAAUUUUAUUUUAUUUUAUUACAA